Messenger RNA from Coregonus sp. 'balchen', 24129 nucleotides. NCBI's taxonomy places the organism in Eukaryota, Metazoa, Chordata, Actinopteri, Salmoniformes, Salmonidae. The record is from the annotation of a GenBank genome assembly.
AUGGAGCAGCGUCGGGGCAGUGUCGGGGGCACCCUACCUGAGUCAGUUGUGUGCUCGUCUUCCUGACUCGUUGUUGUUAUGAAAGUCUCUGGCAGUAGAGGAUACAUUCUGAGUUGUUGUGAGUUAACUAACUAUCUAUUAUUGGGAUCUCUCAGCCUCAUCUCUUUAUGUGGUAUAAUAAGAAGCAGUUUACUGAAGCUGUAUUGUAAAUCAAGAACCAUGUCACUUGCAGCAUUAAUACUUAUUUCUCCCAUGUGAUUUUCAACCAUACUGUAUACUGGUUCAGGGUUGCUUCCUAUAGCUACAUUGUUAUCAACAACAUGGGCAUCAUGAUGUACAGCAGAGGAACUUUAGCUCAUCAGUAGUACAUUUUACGAUGUGCCAAUCUCCAGCUCAACCAAUCCCUGGGCUUGUGAGAGGGGGAGUUUCUUCUCAGGGUCAUUCACCCCUAUCAGGUGUCCCUGAGGACAGCCACCCUGGUGACCUUACACAUAUCUCUUGACCUCGCACAUCCCAGACAGGAGGGACAUCACUUCCAAAUAGUUGUUCUGUUAGUCUGGGUUGCCAGAUUUAUGGCGCUCCAGAUACAGUGGGUGUGGGAAGAGAGAUUAUGUUUUUGUAUCAGUAUUCUUGUUACCAUUUUUAAGGCUGCUGCUAAUUUAGUUUGUGUCAGUUUUAGUAACAUUCUCUGUUGUUCUGUCUCUAGCUACUCUCCUCCACUUCUCCUCCUGGUGAAAGACAGCCACUUGAUGUAUUUUUUUUUUGUCUAGGCCUAAAUUGUGUUGCACAUUGUCAGUAUCUUCCAGCAUGUAUCUCUCAGGUUGCUGUUAGGUCUUCGGCCUCUCAUGAACACAAAGCAAAUGCUUGCCAAUGAGUGUGGUCUGUGAUUUGUAUAUAGAUGAUUAUGCUGCUGUUAACUGACGAGUACAAGAUGGCGCUGACAGACAUGGUCUUCUAUUCCUAGCUACCAGACAACUUUGCAGUAUUUAGUUUUUGUUGUUGUGUUAUUAUUUCUUAUAUUACUUGUUCAGAACAUUUCUUGCAUUAUUACCUACAGCUGAAAAUAACUUUUGGAUAUUAGAUCGGCGGUCCCUCACCAGCAUUUCGACCAGCAAUUCGACUUUCCUUAGUUGGAUCCUUUGUUCGUACCCCCAGAGGCAUUUCCACUGCUCCCAGGGGCUGCUCCAAGAUGCCGCUGACGAGAAGAGGAAUACAGAGUCGUUUAGUACGACUCAGAAGGGUGCAUACCAUCCACCACUUCCGAGUAUAUUACUCUUAAAUGUUCAGUCCCUGGACAAUAAAGUAGACAAGCUCAUGUGGAGGAUCUCCUUCCAGAGAGACAUCAGGGACUGUAACAUACUCUGUUUCACGGAAUCAUGGCUCUCUCCAGAUAUAUUGUUCCCGUCCGUACAGCCAGCGGGGUUCUCCGUACAUCGCACGGACAAGAAGAAAGAAAGGCGGAGGUGUAUGUUUCAUGAUUAACUACUCAUGGUGUGAUUGUGGUAACGUACAGGAACUCAAGUCCUUUCGUUCUCCCGAUAUGGAAUACCUCACUAUCAAAUGUCGACCGCAUUACCUCCCAAGAUAAUUCUCUUCGGCCAUCAUCACGGCCGUGUAUAUUCCCCCUCAAACUGACAGCAUGACGGCUCUCGAGGAACUACACUGGACUUUGUACAAACUGGAAACCACAUAUACUGAGUCCGCAUUUAUUGUAGCUGGGGACUUUAAUAAAGCAAAUCGGAGAAAAACGCUACCAAAGUUUUAUAAACACAUUGCCUGUGCUACUUGGUCAUCAAGAAUUCUUGACCAUUGCUACUCCCCCUUCCAGGACGGCUACAAGGCCCUCCCCCACCCUCCCUUCUACAAAUCAGAUCAUGCCUCCAUUCUGCUCCUCCCUUCCUAGAAACUGAAACAGGAAGUACCCAUGGUAAGGACUGUUUAACAUUGGUCUGACCAAUCAGAAUCUAUGCUUCAAGAUUGUUUUGAUCACGCGGACUGGGAUAUAUUCUGGGUUGUCUCUAAAAAAAAAACUGAUGUAUACACUGACUCAGUGACUGAAUUAAUCAGGAAGUGUAUAGAGGAUGUUUCCCACUGUGACGAUUAGAACUUAUCCAAACCAAAAACCGUGGAUAGAAGGCAGCAUUCACGCAAAUUUGAACGCGCGAACCACCUCAUUUAACCACGGCAAGGAGACUGGGAACAUGGAUGAGUAAAACAGUCCAGCUAUGCCCUCUGUAAGGCAAUCAAACAGGCAAAACAACAGUACAGAGACAAAGUGGAGUCGCAAUUCAACGGCUCAGACACUGAGACGUAUGUGGCAGGGACCUCAGACAAUCAUGGAUUAUAAAGGGAAAACCAGCCACGUUGCGUACACCGACGCCUUGCUCACGGACUAAACACCUUCUUCGCCCACUUGGAGGAAAACGUAUGGCCGCCACCGUGUGAACGACGUGAGUAACACAUUUAAGUGUGUUAACCCUCGCAAGCCUGCCGGCCCAGACGGCAUCUCUAGCUGCUUUCUCAGAGCAUGUGCAGACCAGCUGGCUGGAGUGUUUACAGACAUAUUCAAUCUCUCCCUAUCCCAGUCUGCUGUCCCCACUUGCUUCAAGAUGUCCACCAUUGUUCCUGUACCCAAGAAAGCGAAGGUAACUGAACUAAAUGACUAUCGCCCCGUAGCACUCACUUCUGUCAUCAUGAAGUGCUUUGAGAGGCUAGUUACCUUAUCCGACUCCCUAGACCCACUACAAUUUGCAUACUGCCCGAACAGAUCCACUGAUGACGCAAUUGCACUGCACACUACCCUAUCCCAUCUGGACAAUAGGAAUACCUAUGUAAGAAUGCUGUUCAUCGACUACCGCUCUGUCUUCAAUAAUAAUAAUAAUAAUAAUAAUAAUAAUAAUAAUAUGCCAUUUAGCAGACGCUUUUAUCCAAAGCGACUUACAGUCAUGCGUGCAUACAUUUUUGUGUAUGGGUGGUCCCGGGGAUCGAACCCACUACCUUGGCGUUACAAGCGCCGUGCUCUACCAGUUGAGCUACAGCACCAUAGUGCCUUCCAAGCUCAUCACUAAGUUUGGGUUCCUGGGUCUGAACCCCACCCUAUGCAACUGGGCCUGGAAUUCCAGAUGUGCCCCCAGAUGGUGAAGGUAGGCAACAACACCUCCGCUACGCUGAUCCUCAACACAGGGGGCCCCACAAGGCUGCGUGCUCAGCCCCCUCCUGUACUCUCUGUUCACCCGUGACUGCGUGGCCACACAUGUCUCCAACUCAAUCAAGUUUGCAGACAACACAACAGUAGUAAGUCUGAUUACCAACAAUGACAAGACAGCCUACAGGGAGGAGGUGAGGGCCCUGGCGGAGUGGUGCCAGGAAAAUAACCUCUCCCUCAACGUAAACUAAAUGAAGGAGGUGAUCGUGGACUUCAGGAGACAGCAGAGGGAGCACGCCCCAUCCACAUCGACGGGGCUGCAGUGGAGAGGGUGAAAAGCUUUGUUCCUUGGCGUGCACAUCACUGACAAUCUGAAAUGGUCCACCCACACAGACCGCCUCUUCAACCUCAGGAGGCAGAAGAAAUUCGGCUUGGACUCAAAGAACCUCACAAACUUCUACAGAUGCACCAUUGACAGCAUCCUGUCAGGCUGUAUCACAGCCUGGCAUGGCAACUGCACCGUCUGCAACCGCAGGGCUCUCCAGAGGGUGGUGCGGUCAGCCCAACGCAUCAUCGGGGCACACUGCCUGCCCUCCAGGGCAUCUACAGCACCCGGUGACACAGGAAGGCCAAGAAGAUCAUCAAGGACCUCAGCCACCCAAGCUACGGCCUGUUCACCCCGCUACCAUCUAGAAGGUGGAGACAGUACAGGUGCAUCAAAGCUGGAAAACAGCUUCUAUCACCAGGCCAUCAGACUGUUAAAUAGUCACCACUAGCUGGCCUCCGCCCAGUACGCUGCCCUGAACCUUAGUCACUGUUACUAGCCGGCUACCACCCGGUACUCUACCCUGCACCUUAAAGACUGCUGCCCUAUGUACAUAGUCAUUGAACACUGGUCACUUUUUAAUAAUGUUUACAUACUGUUUCACUCACUUUAUAUGUAUAUACUGUAUUCUAUUCAAGGCUCAUCCUAUAUAACUAUUGUAUUGUUAGACAUAAAUGCGCUGUUGGAGCUAAGAACCUAAGUAUUUCGCUACACCGCGAUAACAUCUGCCAAAUAUGUGUACGCAACCAAUAAAAUGUAAUAUGUGUAUAUACUGUAUUCUAGUCAAGGAUCAUCCUAUAUAACUACUGUUGUACACACCUUCUCUAUUCACAUACUGUCCAUACACACCAUCAUAAACAUAUAUUUAUAUUCUGGACAUUGCUCGUUCUAAUAUUUCUUAAUUUCUUUCUAUACAUUUUCGGAUUUGCUUGUAUUGUUAGGUAUUCCUGCACUGUAUUUCGCUACACCUGUAACAUCUUGCAAAUACCAAUAACAUGAAUCUCUCUGCUCCUCCUUUAGGUUGCAUUGACCCUGCUAGUACUAGCCAAGUAGCCUAGCAUCGAGGUGGAGGCUGGGCCACAGUGGUCAGUAACCCAACUAGGAGGCUCAGCUCCAGGCCAGCGGAGGGAGGGGGCCUGGUCCUGGAAUGACCUGGUGAGCUGUGGCACCUAGCAGCGGAGGGAGGUUUGUGAUGAGCGGGAAGAGCCUGCUGUUAAAGGUGAUCCUGCUGGGGGAUGGUGGCGUGGGGAAGUCUUCCUUAAUGAACCGCUACGUCACAGACCGCUUCGACUCCCAGUCCUUCCACACCAUCGGGGUCGAGUUCCUCAACAGAGACCUGGAGGUCAGAUUUAUAGCUGUUUCUGAAUUAGUAUGUUCUUGAUUCUUCGCAUUAUAUCUCCUUGCCGCCUUCUCAAACUGCAAAAUGAGGGGAGGGACCUUGGACCUUCUCCUCCAAUAAGAUUAAGAAGGAGGCGAGGAGAUAGAGCCAAGGUCUGUCUGAAAUUGAAUAAUAAUUAUUGUGUGUCCCUUUCUGGAAAUGUGUCUUGCAUCUCAACAAACCACAGCAUUACCACAUAAGUGCAUAAAUACAUAAGUACCGUAUUUUCCGCACUAUAAGGCGCACCGGAGUAUAAGCCGCAGCAGCUAAAUUGAAUGAUGUGUACAUAUAUAAGCCGCACUGGACUAUAAGCCGCAGGUGUUUUAAUGUUUAAUUACCAUAUGUAAGGGUUCGUGCACAGAGGGGAUUGUCGGGAAAGAGAUGGCUGCUUGAGGAAGCUCCCAUUUAUUAACAUUUCAACAAACAAGUUGCAUAUUUGCAUAACGUAUUCAAGUGUUACCAUUUAGUGCAAUAGUAGCUACAGAACAUAUACUGUGCUGUGUAAACUGUACUGUAUCACAUAGCGUUUCAGACACACAAACUUUUCAACUUUCAAACUUAAACGGUGCGCUCCCAGCGCACAUACCGGCAGUGAUCUACAGCAGUGGUUUUCAACCAGUGGUCCUUGAGGGAGUGCUAGGGGUUCCCCAGCUAAAUUAGUUAAUAGCGUCACAAUCAUUUAACCACUUAACUUUGGUUAUUUUUGAAAAACCUUGAAAAAGUGUGCACAUCUUUGAAUAUUUAUCUACAUUAUAGCCUAUAGUAGUACCAUAACAAAAAACAAAGCUUACAGCGCUUGACGAGGCAAUAUCAAUGGCUAAAUUAAAUGUGUUUUUUUGAAAGUGCAAAAUAAAGUGCCUGUAACACGACAGUAAGCGCGUAAGCCUAAAGUUGCAGCAAAACGGCUGCUUAAAAUAUACGGUAAUCAGCCUACCAGAAAAGUCAUUAAUCCUCGUCUUCAUCUUUUAGGCUAAGGUGCAGUACACGGCUGUAACCAGAAAAGUCAAGUCAUUAAUCCUCAUCUCCGUCUUCUUCCUGCGUACUAAAACCACCAAAGUCCUCAUCUUCAGUGUCGGAAACGAACAGGCUCAGGGUGGCUUCGUCAGCCACUCUCCUCUCUCCUUCGUUGUCGCUCUCAAAACCAACGAACUCCUCUUCGUCACUGUCGGAAUCGAACAGCCUCUGAAGGGCCUCAGCUGUGGCGGCGUCCUCCUCUUCAUCACGCAGCAGUCCAGCCUUUCGGAACCCGUUAAUGAUCGUGGAUGUUUUGACAGCCAGAUUGACUGCCUUUAACUUAAAAGCUGCAUCAUAUGCAUUUCUACGUUUGUUUUCCAUAAUGAGGGUUUGUGCAUGAAAACUUCCUUUGCACAAACUGUCUCGCUCUCGUAAUGUCUGUCUGUCUUGCUCUCGUUCUGUCUCUCGUUCUGUCUCUCGUACCACUCUCGGUUCCACUUUUACUUUUGCGCGCUACCUGUCUCACUCUUUUCCGGCCUCCAGCUUUUACUGCUGGAGCCCGCCGCUUAAAGGUGGGGGGCGCGGAUCGGUCAUAGAGCCCAUAGAGUUAAAGUUGGUGGACUGUAACCUGUAAAAUCCAUAGAUUUAGGAGGUCUUCUAGUGGCCUGGAAUAUCUACAGAGGCCCAUUAUCAGCAACCAUCAGUCCUGUGUUCCAAUGGCACGUUGUGUUUGCUAAUCCAAGUUUAUCAUUUUAAAAGGCUAAUUGAUCAUUAGAAAACCCUUUUGCAAUUAUGCUAGCACAGCUGAAAACUGUUGUGGUGAUUAAAGAAGCAAUAAAACUGGCCUUCUUGAGACUAGUUGACUAUCUGGAGCAUCAGCAAUUGUGGGUUCGAUUACAGGCUCAAAAUGGCCAGAAACAAAUAACUAAUACAUUAGUGUGUCUAGUUUGUGAAACAGACGCCUCACAGGUCCUAAGGCAGCUUCAUUAAAUAGUACCCGCAAAACACCAGUCUCAACGUCAACAGUGAAGAGGCGACUCUGGGAUGCUGACCUUCUAGGCAGAGUUGCAAAGAAAAAGCCAUAUUUCAGACUGGCCAAUAAAGAGAAAAGAUUAAGAUGGGCAGUCUGAGAUAUGGCUUUUUCUUUGCAACUCUGCCUAGAAGGUCAGCAUUCCGGAGUCGCCUCUUCACUGUUGACGUUGAGACUGGUGUUUUGCGGGUACUAUUUAAUGAAGCUGCCAGUUGAGGACCUGUGAGGCGUCUGUUUCACAAACUAGACACACUAAUGUAUUUGUCCUCUUGCUCAGUUGUGCACCGGGGCCUCCCACUCCUCUUUCUAUUCUGGUUAGAGCCAGUUUGCGCUGUUCUGUGAAGGGAGCAGUACACAGCGUUGUACGAGAUCUUCAGUUUCUUGGCAAUUUCUCGUAUGGAAUAGCCUUCAUUUCUCAGAAGAAGAAUAGACUGACGAGUUUCAGAAGAAAGUUUUGUUUCUGGCCAUUUUGAGCCUGUAAUCGAACCCACAAUUGCUGAUGCUCCAGAUACUCAACUAGUCUCAAGAAGGCCAGUUUUAUUGCUUCUUUAAUCAGCACAACAGUUUUCAGCUGUGUUAACAUAAUUGCAAAAGGGUUUUCUAAUGAUCAAUUAGCCUUUUAAAAUUAUACACUUGGAUUAGCAAACACAACGUGCCAUUGGAACACAGGACUGACGGUUGCUGAUAAUGGGCCUCUGUACGCCUACGUAGAUAUUCCAUUAAAAAUCAGCCGUUUACAGCUACAAUAGCCAUUUACAACAUAAACAAUGUCUACACUGUAUUUCUGAUCCAUUUGAUGUUAUUUUAAUGGACAAAACAUUUGCUUUUCAUUCAAAAACAAGGACAUUUCUAAGUGACCCCAAACUUUUGAACGGUAGUGUACAUUAAUCACAAGCAAUAACUACAGCAGACAACAUCGAUACAGUUCGUCAAUUUAAAUUGAGCAGUUAUUUGUUCAAUUGAUUUAUACUUAUUGUACCUAUUCUCUAUAUAGUCUAGUGCAGUGGACUACAAAAUGUUUUACUGUAUGCUGUACUACUGCCAUUGAUUCUUCCUGUCUACUGUUUUAUAUCUUGAUUAUUUACAAAUGUCAUUGUCUUUGGGGGCAAUAAAGGUUUCUCUUCGGUACAAUUAAAGUUUUCAUUCACUUCCUCCCUCCAGGUGGACGGGCGCCUGGUGACCCUUCAGAUCUGGGACACGGCAGGUCAGGAGCGCUUCAAGUCCCUGAGGACGCCAUUCUACCGUGGUGCCGACUGCUGCCUCCUCACCUUCGCUGUAGACGACCUGCAAAGCUUCCAGAACCUGGCCGCCUGGAAGAAGGAGUUCAUGUUUUACUCUGACGUACGAGACCCAGAGAGGUUCCCCUUCGUUGUCCUGGGCAACAAGGUGGACAAGGAGGGGAGGGAGGUGGGGGAGGACGAGGCUCGGGCCUGGUGUGAGGAGAACGGCUGUUGUCCCUACUUCGAGACCAGUGCUAAGGACGAUACUAACGUGGGAGUGGCGUUCGAGGCGGCGGUACGGGAGGUUCUGGCGGCGGAGGAUCAGAUCGACCACACGUUGUUGAGUAGCACUAUCGAUCUCCACGGCAACCGUAAAGUACGGCACUCUUCUUGCUGCUGAUUGGUUGAAAGGACUGGUCGGAGCUAGCCCCUCCCUGAGUCCUCUCUGUCUAGCCUGAGCACCCUGAGAGCCAUAGAGGUGUUCUGCUCUCCACUGAUCUCUAUGGUUACCUACAUGAUGCAGGGACAAGCUACUGAGACGAAGAAGAUAAAUCAGGUUAUCAACACAGCUGAUUUGAAAGAUUAUCAAUGAGGUUAAAUGUAACAGGUACACUAUGUUUUUCAACUCGGUCUGCUUUCAGCAGUAUAUCACAAAACUGCUCUCUACAUCCAUCCAGCCAGCUUCAGCUUCAUGUACCUGCCCUGUGCAGUGUUUUCACCAUAUAGGCCUAGCCCUCCUACAGAAGUCAUAUUAAUAUCCUUCCAGUUCUCCUCUCCAAGAGCGCAGGCUGCUUGUGGCACCGCAACAUUCUCAUCCAUUACUAUCUCUGUCUGUCUGCUAAGUCUUCUUAGGUUUCAUAGGUACUUUGACCAGAACGUGACUCUAUCACGCUGUCAUAUCUCAUUACAGUGGUUGGCUGACUGGUGGAAUAUAAUUUAAUAUAAUACAAUGAUAUAGACAUGGUCAGUUGGCUGACUGGUGGAAUAUAAUUUAUUAUCAACUGGGUGGUUCGAGCCCUGAAUGCUGAUUUGGCUGACAGCUGUGGUAUAUCAGACCGUAUACCACGGGUAUGACAAAACAUUUAUUUUUACUGCUCUAAUUACAUUGGUGACCAGUUUAUAAUAGCAAUAAGGCACCUCGAGGGUUUGUGGUAUAUGGCCAAUAUACCACGGCUAAGGGCUGUGUCCAGGCACUCCGCGUUGCGUCGUACAGAAGAAAAGCCCUUGGCUGUGGUAUAUUGGCCAUAUACCACACAUCCUCGGGCCUUAUUGAUUAAAUAUAAUACUGAUAUAGACAUGGUCUGUUGGCUGACUGGUGGAAUAUAAUACAAUCCACUGACAUAGACCUCCAAGCGAAACUGGACUUUAUCCAGUCCAGUUUAAAAACGGACAACAUUGAUUACACACAUUACUGAACCAGGGGAAAAUGUUUACUGCACAAAAAAGGAAUUUGAUUUUGUUUGAUUUUCUCCAAAGGGAAAGAUGUUUCUGUUCUGUCAUACCUGUUAACACUGGGUAAAUAUGAGGUAUUUGAGGGAUCCAGUAUUCUCUCCAAAUAUCCUAUAGGCUCUCUAGGUUUGUCUGAAUCUGAGAAAUGUUAGUCCUAUGUGUGAGAGUUGUAGGAGACGCCUGCUUUAAUUUAAUCCCUUACCUACUACGGUACGUACCUGCUUUGUGAGAUCCCUUUCAUUUUUCAGGUCUCUCGACACAUCAAUGUUAGGGAUAUAAUGUUCUUAGUCAAUGAAGCAUAUUUCUUAUAGAUGUGACAGGUUUUUGUUUGGCGUAUGGCAGAUCAAUUUUUCUUUUCAGAAGUUGAUUUAUGUUCUGAUAUUUACUGUGGGUUUUCUACCAUGUAACGUGUUUGGGUUGGUGUGUCACUAAGGAAGAGUGAUGAUGGUUUGUUUCCUCAGCCCUUCUGCCUUGCCUGUCUACCGCAUAGGCCCUGCUCUGGAACAUUCUAGGAUCUAGAUAGAACAUUGGGAAGUUGUAGAACCUUAUCGAAUCUAGGACAUUGGUAGCUCUAGAGUAUUCAAGUCAGAACAUUCUAGACAGAAUAUAUAAGAACAUUCCAGUCCUUAAUGUAAUACCAUAGACCCCCCCUCUACUCCUCUGAUCUGCCUUGUUGAUUUAAAGUCUUAUUUGAAUGUGAAACAACCUGAGCACAAAGGAAAAUAACUGUACCUUUUUAAUGUACAGAUUUUGCAUUUUAUAGUAGUAGUAGUAUGCCAUUUAGCAGACGCUUUUAUCCAAAGCGACUUACAGUCAUGCGUGCAUACAUUUUUGUGUAUGGGUGGUACCGGGGAUCGAACCCACUACCUUGGUGUUACAAGCGCCGUGCUCUACCAGCUGAGCUACAGAGGACCACCAUUUUCUCCUAUAGGUAUUGAUAAGAGGGACACAGUGUAUUCGGAAAGUAUUCAGACCCCUUGACUUUUUCCACAUUUUGUUAAGUUACAGCCAUAUUCUAAAAUUGAUUAAAUUGUUUUUUUUCCAUCAAUCUACACACACUACCCUAUAAUGACAAGGCAAAAACGGAAAUAUCACUUUUACAUAAGUAUUCAGACCCUUUACUCAGUACUUUGUUGAAGCACCCUUGGCAGUAAUUACAGCAUCGAGUCUUCUUGGGUAUGACACUACAAGCUUGGCACACCUGUAUUUGGGGAGUUUCUCCCAUUCUUCUCUGCAGAUCCCCUCAAGCUCUGUCAGGUUGGAUGGGGAGCGUCGCUGCACAUCUAUUUUCAGGUCUCUCCAGAGAUAAUAAUAUAAAAUAAUAAUAUGCCAUUUAGCAGACGCUUUUAUCCAAAGCGACUUACAGUCAUACAUUUUUGUGUAUGGGUGGUCCCGGGGAUCGAACCCACUACCUUGGCGUUACAAGUGCCGUGCUCUACCAGCUGAGCUACAGAGGACCACAUGUUGGAUCGGGUUCAAGUCCGGGCUAUUGCUGGGCCACUCAAGGACAUCCAGAGACUUGUCCCGAAGCCACUCCUGCAUUGGCUGUGUGCUUAGGGUCGUUGUCCUGUUGGAAGGUGAACCAGGCUCUGUCGUAGCCGGCCGCAACCGGGAGACCAAUGGGGCGGCGCACAAUUGGCCCAGCGUCGUCUAGGGUAGGGGAGGGAAUGGCCGGCAGGGAGGUAGCUCAGUUGUUAGAGCAUGGCGUUUGCAACGCCAGGGUUGUGGGUUCGAUUCCCACGGGGGGCCAGUAUAAAAAAUAAAUAAAAAAUGUGUGCACUAACUGUAAGUCGCUCUGGAUAAGAGCGUCUGCUAAAUGACGUAAAUGUAAUGUAAAUGUAACCUUCGCCCCAGUCUGAGGUCCUGAGCGCUCUGGAGCAGGUUUUCAUCAAGGAUCUCUCUGUACUUUGCUCCGUUCAUCUUUCCCUCGAUCCUGACUAGUCUCCCUGUCCCUGCCACUGAAAAACAUCCCCACAGCAUGAUGCUGCCACCACAAUGCUUCACCGUAGGGAUGGUGCCAGGUUUCCUCCAGAUGUGACGCUUGGCAUUCAAGCCAAAGAGUUUGGUUUCAUCAGACCAGAGAAUCUUAUUUCGCAAUAGUCUGAGAAUCCUUUAGGUGCCUUUUGGCAAACUCCAAGCGGGCUGUCAUGUGCCUUUUACUGAGGAGUGGCUUCUGUCUGGCCACUCUACCACAAAGGCCUGAUUGGUGGAGUGGGACCUUAUAUAGACAGCAUAUUAGGUCCCACUCCACCAAUACAUAGGUGGACUCCAAUCAAGCUGUAGAAACAUCUCAAGGAUGAUCAAUGGAAACAGGAUGCACCUGACCUCAAUUUUGAAUCUCAUAGCAAAGGGUCUGAAUACUUUAGGUAAUUUUUAAAAAUAAAUUUGCUAAAAUGUCUAAAAACCUGUUUUUGCUUCGUCAUUAUGGGGUAUUCUGUGUAGAUUGAGGAUAACCAAAAAAAAAUCUCCAUUUUGGAAUAAGGCUGUAACGUAACUAAAUGUGGAAAAUGUCAAGGGGUCUGAAUACUUUCCCAAUGUGCUGUAAGUGAACAUUGUCUUAAAAGCAUUAUGUUUGAGUACAUCAUGUUUGGCUUGUUAUGUUACAUACAGUGAGGGAAAAAAGUAUUUGAUCCCCUGCUGAUUUUGUACGUUUGCCCACUGACAAAGACAUGAUCAGUCUAUAAUUUUAAUGGUACGUUUAUUUGAACAGUGAGAGACAGAAUAACAACAAAAAAAUCCAGAAAAACUUUUUUUCCUCACUGUAAAUGUUUACCUAUGCUGGCCUACCUACACUGGAUUUGAAUGAUGUAGCCUAGAUCAAAUGAUCAGUUUGCUAAAUGUUGAUGACUUUGCUAAGCAGUUUGUUAUUUGAAGGAAAAUAGCAUUACUGAUGUUAUACAAUACUUCAGAUGCCUGAAUCCACAGAUAACACUUCAGCUGUCUCUGUUUCCAGUAUUUUACCUAGUCGUCAACAUGGUACUGUUGCUAUGCCUACCAAAUUCAUCAACCAAUGCAGUGUUGCAUUACUACUACUACAAUACAUUGUUCUUAUUUUGCAUGGAUGUGAAAUUCACUGAUUCAAGUUACAUUUUUAAAGUUAUGUUCGUGUGUAAUAGUCAUUUUUAGAUUGGUAAAAGUAAUCUGCUUCUCAAUUCAAAUGAAAUGACUGUCUGGUACAGCAGAGAGAGCCACUGUGAAAGAGCCAACUGUUCAAUGAAACUUUAGCACUGUGCUGUGUUCACGCUGAUCUCAUGGUACACCUGUAUCUAUUGAUGAUGUUGAUGAUUGUCAAUUUACUCAACCUGUGGUAUUUAGUUUAACAAAAUUACAAUUAGAAUGUUCCAGGUCAUGGUACGUAACAAAAUAAGUAUUAACUGAGAUGUGAAUGGCUUGUUUUAACAGUAAAAAAAAAUAUAUACCCGUGAUGUAUUUUACCCAAUGGAAAGUCAGACAUUCUACUGCUAUGUCUGUUAACAUACAGUUCUAGUCUUAUCUCACUCCCACUAUCCAAUGUUGAUGACCUGUUUUGUUUUUAAUCUAUAUGUUGAAUGAAUAAGAACAAUGUACUCAGUCAUGUUUCCUUUGGGCUUGCCACAGUGCACAAAGACAUGGUUAAUGUACAUUGUAAUCAUUUCAAUCCUCAAUACUGUACAAACUGACUGAAAUGUCAUUUUCAACCUUACCUAAGUGUUUGUUAGUCUGCUUUGACCUGAGUAAGAGGUGUAAAACUAACUACCAUACAGUUGUGAUGUAGGAAUAUACAGUGGGGGAAAAAAGUAUUUAGUCAGCCACCAAUUGUGCAAGUUCUCCCACUUAAAAAGAUGAGAGAGGCCUGUAAUUUUCAUCAUAGGUACACGUCAACUAUGACAGACAAAUUGAGAAAAGAAAAUCACAUUGUAGGAUUUUUAAUGAAUUUAUUUGCAAAUUAUGGUGGAAAAUAAGUAUUUGGUCAAUAACAAAAGUUUCUCAAUACUUUGUUAUAUACCCUUUGUUGGCAAUGAUACAGGUCAAACGUUUUCUGUAAGUCUUCAAGGUUUUCACACACUGUUGCUGGUAUUUUGGCCCAUUCCUCCAUGCAGAUCUCCUCUAGAGCAGUGAUGUUUUGGGGCUGUCGCUGGGCAACACAGACUUUCAACUCCCUCCAAAGAUGUUCUAUGGGGUUGAGAUCUGGAGACUGGCUAGGCCACUCCAGGACCUUGAAAUGCUUCUUACGAAACCACUCCUUCGUUGCCCGGGCGGUGUGUUUGGGAUCAUUGUCAUGCUGAAAGACCCAGCCACGUUUAAUCUUCAAUGCCCUUGCUGAUGGAAGGAGGUUUUCACUCAAUCUCACGAUACAUGGCCCCAUUCAUUCUUUCCUUUACACGGAUCAGUCGUCCUGGUCCCUUUGCACCAAAACAGCCCCAAAGCAUGAUGUUUCCACCCCCAUGCUUCACAGUAGGUAUGGUGUUCUUUGGAUGCAACUCAGCAUUCUUUGUCCUCCAAACACGACGAGUUGAGUUUUUACCAAAAAGUUCUAUUUUGGUUUCAUCUGACCAUAUGACAUUCUCCCAAUCCUCUUCUGGAUCAUCCAAAUGCACUCUAGCAAACUUCAGACGGGCCUGGACAUGUACUGGCUUAAGCAGGGGGACACGUCUGGCACUGCAGGAUUUGAGUCCCUGGCGGCGUAGUGUGUUACUGAUGGUAGGCUUUGUUACUUUGGUCCCAGCUCUCUGCAGGUCAUUCACUAGGUCCCCCCGUGUGGUUCUGGGAUUUUUGCUCACCGUUCUUGUGAUCAUUUUGACCCCACGGGGUGAGAUCUUGCGUGGAGCCCCAGAUUGAGGGAGAUUAUCAGUGGUCUUGUAUGUCUUCCAUUUCCUAAUAAUUGCUCCCACAGUUGAUUUCUUCAAACCAAGCUGCUUACCUAUUGCAGAUUCAGUCUUCCCAGCCUGGUGCAGGUCUACAAUUUUGUUUCUGGUGUCCUUUGACAGCUCUUUGGUCUUGGCCAUAGUGGAGUUUGGAGUGUGACUGUUUGAGGUUGUGGACAGGUGUCUUUUAUACUGAUAAGUUCAAACAGGUGCCAUUAAUACAGGUAACGAGUGGAGGACAGAGGAGCCUCUUAAAGAAGAAGUUACAGGUCUGUGAGAGCCAGAAAUCUUGCUUGUUUGUAGGUGACCAAAUACUUAUUUUCCAUCAUAAUUUGCAAAUAAAUUCAUAAAAAAUCCUACAAUGUGAUUUCUGGAUUUUUUUUCUCUCAAUUUGUCUGUCAUAGUCGACGUGUACCUAUGAUGAAAAUUACAGGCCUCUCUCAUCUUCUUAAGUGGGAGAACUUGCACAAUUGGUGGCUGACUAAAUACUUUUUUCCCCCACUGUACAUAUGUUUGCUUGUAAAUCCAACAUCAAGCCUUCCUUAAAACCUCUCUUCGUUGCCCUAUGGAGGUUAAGAUUGUCCCUUUCAAAGAGCUGCGUCCCAAAUGGCACCCAGUUACUACAGUACAUAGUGCACUACUUUUGACCAGAGCCCUAUGGCCCCACUAUAAAGGGAAUCGGCCCUAUGGCCCCACUAUAAAGGGAAUCGGCCCUAUGGCCCCACUAUAUAGGGAAUCGGCCCUAUGGCCCCACUAUAUAGGGAAUCGGCCCUAUGGCCCCACUAUAAAGGGAAUCGGCCCUAUGGCCCCACUAUAAAGGGAAUCGGCCCUAUGGCCCCACUAUAAAGGGAAUCGGCCCUAUGGCCCCACUAUAUAGGGAAUAGGGUUCCAUUUGGGAUGCAGACAUAUUGAUGUAGGUGUGAAUACUAUCCAAUACUGUACGACAACUAAUAAAACCAAACAUGCAACAUACCAAAUACAGGAACUGGCUUGUCCGUGGUUGGGGCUUCUUUUAGACUGUGCGCUCGAGUACGACUCUUUGGAAAGUACAUUGUUAGAAUCGGAUCAUAAAAAGGGAAAGUUACGGUAAACAUUGCAUAUUUUCUUUAUUUGGCCUAAAAAGCUAAACAUUUGAUAUGGUAACAUUUCAUAUUCUUCCCCUCAGAAGGACAUUUAAUUUUAAAAAAAUAUCAAGGCCAAAUAGGGUUCUUUGUCCAACACAUCUCCACUGUGUACAACUCAUAAGUCUUUUACUAUGAAUUUAAGCUUGAAUGCAAGUCUUGUAAACAUACAUCAAAAGGAACACACUUGAAACAACUUCAUAGUACUUCACAGCCUAUGUAUGGUUAGAGUGAGACCAUCUGUAUAUAAAUACAAAGAAUCUGUAUUUUAACAUGGAAUAAUAUCCUGACAAUAAAUCUGUCCUGGUCCUAAAAUGACUAGCUAGAUCCAAAGCAGGAGAAAGAAGUAUACUCUGCAGGAAUUUCAACAACAGCUCUCCAAACUAAACCACCCACUGGGCUAAGCAGACACAAGAAGGUUUGUGGGCUUAAAGACUAAGAAUAUAAAGCAAAUAUUAUUUUUUACAUUUUAGGAAGGAAUCUUUUGAGGGACAGCUUCCCAGACCCAGAUUAGUAGGCCAAGUCCUGGAUUAAAAAACAUGCUCAAUGGAGAUUCUCCACUGAAAGUGCUUUUAAAUCCAGGAUUAGGCUUAUUCUGGGUCCGGGAAACUGGCACUUCAAGUUUAAGGAUUCAGCGCCAACUGAUCGUUCUCAGGGGGUUACCAUGGAGGAAUGAGGGGGUCAGUCAGGAGGUAGACUAUCAGAUAUGAUGUGGGGGGCGUAAAGGGAGCGCAUUGUCCCUCCACUGUCCUUCCGGAGUCUCCCAAACAGCUCGUAGCUCUUCCUUUCUUUCUCUGACUGACUGUAUCUGUAUAGAGAUGAGAUGAGAGAGAACACCAUCAGUUCCAGGAGGACAUGGCCUACAAUAACACCAAGUUAUUGGUUCAGUGAGCUAUGCUUGUGUGAUGAAGCAGCCUAGUUUCCCGUGGCAGACUUCACAUAAAUGUCAAAUAAAUGCCACAUCGAGUAGCUGGCCAGGGCACACAAGGUUUUGUUCUGGGUUCUGACAAUAGUAGCCAAACCUUGGAGUAGCGUGGACGUCAUGGGUUCGAUAUCCGGUCGUGACAGAAACAGAGAAAACAACUUCUUUAAAAGGAUAGAUCUUUUAUUGCCAAACCAACAUAUCAUAAAACGCAAAGAAACAAACAGCCAGCCGUCAAUUCACAAAACCAACCUGUGCUGUUGGAUAAAGCUUCCACCCAAUUGGAUAACCUAUACUCACAGUAUGUUACAAGAUAUUUUGUUAGUUAGAGAUCCCAUCUUUUGUUUAAAUUGUCAUUAAGGUUAGUACAUUUACCUACAGUAAGUAGUAUGGUGUUAUACAAUAACUACUAAUAUCUUCUAGACAGCUACAGAGACAAAACUAUAUAAAAAGCUGCAUUGUUUUGCCUCUAUAACAGAACCUCAUACCUUGCGAACGAUACCAUAUAUACCGCCAGAAGGGAGAGCAAUAAUAACUCAAUGUAGUGCCAAACAGAGUCAAGCAUCUUCAGAGAUGUUUUAAACUUCUAAAUAACAUGAAGGUUGCUAAAAAAAAAAAAAAAGUAAGCACCUGUAACAACUUUACCAUGUCAACAUUAAAAACAGAGAAAUGAAGGACUUCUCCUGAUCCGUACCAACCAGAAGUCUGGCACACACACAAGAAAUGCUGCCCCUUUUCUCAGAUGAGAAAUCCCUUCAUUCAAACAAAUGUUAACCCUUUUUUCUUUCCAAGUCCCUUCACAGGAUCCAUCCCCUCCAAUAGAUGGGGCGUUAUGCAGCAGUGGGUCCAUCACAGAAGGGUUGUAUUCAGGCCAUUGAGAGAAGCCUUCAGCCUUUCUCCUGUCUUUGUCAUGAAGACCCUCUCCUUCUGACAUUCAAUCUGACCCUUGCCACAGACCAAGGUCCCUAUAGUAACAAAGGGGACUUGUCACACAGACCCCCCUUCCUCCCCCCCGGCCGGGGCAGGUGGACCCUUGGAACCCCCUCUGAUUGGUUAGUUUUCUAAGAAGUCCUAAGCGGGGCGGCCUCCAUUGUUGAGGCCUUUCUGCUGCCCGUGAGAAAAGGCCCUGAGGUCAGAGAGAAGAACUGCAAACACACACUUGUCUGGCACCAUGGCAACCAGAUGUGAGGGAUGGUACCCAUGGUAACCGAUUAUAAUCCCAUAGCUUAAAGUAGGCAAGUACCCUAACCAUAAAUCAGCAUGACAUUUAUAACUGAAGACGUUUGUAAAAUAAAAUGAUAUUUGUUAUGUUACCAAAGUUACUAGUUAGGUUUUCCAUGUGAUUUAUGUUUUAAAAAAGUGAAGAAAGAUAAAACAUGGAGUGUACGCAAGGCACACUAACUGCAGUAUAUGAGGAACAUUACAUUCAUCUUUACAAACACAUGAUCAAAUACACAUGGAGAACAACAACAACAAUACAGAAGACUUUAACUUGAAGAUUCAGAGCAAACUAAAUAUAACAUGAGAAGAACAGUGUGACAAAGCAGCAGACAAAGGUAGUAGUUGUCUGUGUUUCUCAACACUUCCACUAAACCACCCAUUGUGCUAUGAAGUACACAGUACAGGGAAAGGCUGGUGGGUCGUGAAGGGAAAAUGGAAAGAAUAUGAAUCGUUCAAGGAAUCAAUCAGUAAAGUUCAAAGAAUCAACUCCACCGGUGGUGUUGAGGAUAGGUAGAGGGGUGUCAGGGAGUCAUAGUGUCUCCUCUGGGUGUCUCGGUGUCGGAUCGAGAGACAGGAGGGAGGAGGUGGAGAGUUUAACACCGCGUGCCGAUGCCCUUUCUCCCCAGGUACCGCAGCAACGCAAAGUUAUAAGUGGUGGACACCAUGUAGGUGAGCUAGAGAGAGAGAGCGACAGCGAGAGAGCGAGAGAGAGAAACAGGGAAAGAAAGAGCAUAGACCAAAAAGAGAGAGAGAGAGAGAGAGAGAUAAGACAGAAUUUCGAGCCCCAUUUCAUGCACCUAUUAUGUUCAUCAAGGUCCAUGACAAUCUACCGUAGGCUACAUUAACAGUGUACUGAUAUGGCAAUGUAACUAUGGGAUCUUCCCAGCAGGAAAAGUACAAGACGUUAUGACAUUUUUAUGGUGAUUCUAUCAUUAUAAAUCAGCUGAGAACUCAAGUCAAAGAACAGAGCUACAGUGAGACUCAUCAGCCAUGGAGGCCUGACAUUCUGGCAUUCCUGAACACCUACACUGACUACGUCACAUGGGACACAACUCUAUUGUAAAGCUUUAGCCAAUCUGGUCCCAGUUAAGAGGUUAGGACAGGGUCACUCACCAGAGCCAAGAGUGUGAUGCCAGCCCCGGCGAACGCUGCGAUGUACAGGUCAUAGGUCACACGGAACUGUAAAAGGACAAAUCAGAGUCAGAGAUGAGUCAGACGUUAACAUUCUAGACUCUGGAGACGCUUUGUUUUUAACGUGUCCUGCCAAGUUCCAUCACGAGAGACUGUAUUACUGACCUCUCUGGUUUUGCAGACAGUGGACAGUGUCAUUCCACAAGCUUUGCCUGGCAUCGCAUUCCAUGGUAGGAGCCCUGAAAGAGAUGAAAAAUACAUACACAUUUCUGAUUCUCUGCUAUAAAAUUUCUGCUUUCACAGUUGGUAAUGUCUCUCCAAAUGUCUGCAGAGUAGAUUUGAAUUAAUUGAGCACUGAGUCCACAUGAAUGAUUAGGUCGUAUAGACCAGGGUUUCCCAAACUGGUACGGUAAGGUACGGUAUGUUCUGGUACGGUACGGUAUAUUCUGGUACGGUAAGGUCUGGUAAGGUACGGUACAGUAUGGUCUGGCACAGUAAGGUACGGUAUGGUCUGGCACAGUAUGGUACGGUAUGGUCUGGCACGGUAUGGUCUGGUACAGUAUGGUCUGGCACAGUAUGGUCUGGCACAGUAAGGUACGGUAUGGUCUGGCACAGUAUGGUCUGGCACAGUAAGGUACGGUAUGGUCUGGCACAGUAAGGUUUGGCACAGUAAGGUACGGUAUGGUCUGGCACAGUAUGGUCUGGUACAGUAAGGUACGGUAUGGUCUGGCACAGUAUGGUCUGGUACAGUAUGGUCUGGUACGGUAUGGUCUGGCACAGUAAGGUACGGUAUGGUCUGGCACAGUAUGGUCUGGCACAGUAUGGUCUGGCACAGUAAGGUACGGUAUGGUCUGGCACAGUAUGGUCUGGCACAGUAUGGUCUGGUACGGUAUGGUCUGGCACAGUAUGGUCUGGCACAGUAUGGUCUGGCACAGUAAGGUCUGGUACGGUAUGGUCUGGCACAGUAUGGUCUGGUACGGUAUGGUCUGGCACAGUAAGGUACGGUAUGGUCUGGCACAGUAAGGUACGGUAUGGUACGGUAUGGUCUGGUACGGUAUGGUACGGUACGGUCUGGUAAGGUAUGGUCUGGCCCGGUCUGGUAUGGUAAGGUCUAGUACGGUUUGGUAAGGUACGGUAUGGUCUGGUAAGGUACGGUGUCCCAGCAAAAUAAAUAGUGGGUGUACGCCUUACUGGUAAAACGUGAGCCUAUCACAAUUAACACAAAUUGCCAAGAAAAAUAUAGGCCAUUAUUUAACAUUACCGCACGUUAGCUGCAUGAAAUGAGCGAAUUGCGUUGUAGUUCGACGAGAACACCUUUUGCCAAGGCGGAGAUGAGUGGCCGGGACCGAGGAGCGCAAAGUCAACGGUGGAUGCAUCAAUUCAGGCUACAAGUGGAGGCCUAAUGACAAUCGCAGAAUGUCAUUAUAAUACACCUAGGUGUUUUGUAACAGAUGUCUCUUUCCAUUAAUCAAAUUGCAGGUGCACAGUGCACUGUUGGGGUUUGGAUGAUGGAAUUAUUUUGUGAGUGGAUGAACAUGUGCGGGUUGCCUACAGGAGCGCCUUUUUGAAGUGAUUGUUUGACAAUCAGAUGAAAACAUGACUGGUUGUGUUAAUGCCACAUAAAAGGUCAUACCUGUUAAACAGGGUAUGACCAAUCUUUACUAGGCCCACAGAGAUCAUACAGUGCAUUUGGAAAGUAUUCAGACCACUUGACUUUUUCCACCUUUUGUUAUGUUACAGCCUUAUUCUAAAAUGGAUAAAAUUGUUUUUUCCCCUCAACAAUCUACACAGAAUACCCCAUAAUGAUAAAGCAAAAACAGGUUUUUAGAAUUUUUAGCAAAUGUAUUAAAAAUAAAAAACUUAAAUAAUACAUUUACAUAAGUAUUCAGAGCCUUUACUCAGUACUUUGUUGAAGCACCGUUGGCAGCGAUUACAGCCUCAAGUCUUCUUGGGUAUGACGCUUCAAGCUUGGCACACCUGUAUUUGGGGAGUUUCUCUCUGCAGAGCCUCUCAAGCCCUGUCAGGUUGGAUGGGGAGCGUUGCUGCGCAGCUAUUUUCAGGUCUUUCCAGAGAUGUUCGAUUGGGUUCAAGUCCAGGCCACUCAAGGACAUUCAGUCCUGUUGGUAGGUGAACCUUCGCCCCAGUCUGAGGUCCUGAGCGCUCUGGAGCAGGUUUUCAUCAAGGAUCUCUCUGUACUUUGCUCCGUUCAUCUUUCCCUCGAUCCUGACUAGUCUCCCAGUCCCUGCCGCUGAAAAACAUCCCCACAGCAUGAUGCUGCCACCACCAUGCUUCACCGUAGGGAUGGUGCCAGGUUUCCUCCAGAGGUGAUGCUUGUCAUUCAGGCCAAAGAGUUCAAUCUUGGUUUCAUCAGACCAGAGAAUCUUGUUUCUCAUGGUCUCAGAGUCCUUUAGGUGCCCUUUGGCAAACUCCAAGCUGGAUGUCAUGUGCCUUUUAUUGAGGAGUGGCUUCUGUCUUGCCACUCUACCAUAAAGGCCUGAUUGGUGGAGUGCUGCAGAGAUGGUUGUCCUUCUGGAAGGUUCUCCCAUUUCCACAGAGGAACUCUGGAGCGCUGUCAGAGUGACCAUCGGGUUCUUGGUCACCUCCCUGACCAAGGCCCUUCUCCCCCGAUUGCUCAGUUUGGCCGGGCGGCCAGCUCUAGGAAGGGUCUUGGUGGUUCCAAGCUUCUUCCAUUUAAGAAUGAUGGAGGCCACUGUGUUCUUGGGGACCUUCAAUGCUGCAGACAUUUUUUGGUACCCUUCCCCAGAUCUGUGCCUCGACACAAUCCUGUCUUGGAGCUCUACGGGCAAUUCCUUCGACCUCAUGGCUUUGUUUUUGCUCUGACAUGCACUGUCAACUGUGGGACCUUAUAUAGACAGGUGUGUGCCUUUCCAAAUCAUGUCCAAUCAAUUGAAUUUACCACAGGUGGACUCCAAUCAAGUUGUAGAGACAGCUCAAGGAUGAUCAAUGGAAACAGGAUGCACCUGAGCUCAAUUUCGAGUCUCAUAGCAAAGGGUCUGAAUACUUAUGUAAAUGUGACAUUUCUGUUUUUUAUUUGUAAUACAUUUGCAAAAUUUUCUAAAAACCUGUUUUGGAUUUGUAAUUAUGGGGUAUUGUGUAUAGAUUGAUGAGGGGUAAAAACAAUUGUAUCCAUUUUUGAAUAAGGCUGUAACGUAACAAAGUGUGGAAAAAGUCAAGGGGUCUGAAUACUUUCCCGAAUGCACUGUAUGUUACAAUAUGAUUGAACAUAAUGGAUCAUAUAGAGAACUACAGUGAUGUUUUCUUUCCUUACCAUACUGCCUGGCAUCGAUACAAAGCUGGUUGAUGCUAGCUGGGGUCUCAGUCAGGACGGUGAUGGUGUGGCAGGUAGCGGCCAUGUUGUAGAAGAAGUAGACAGGCAAGGCAGAGAAGGCAAACACCAACAGCCACACCACUGCCAGCAGGUACGUUAUCAAUAUAAACUGAAGAUGAAGGGAGAGAGAUGAAUGUUUAGGCUAAAAAUAAUUACUUUCACAGUUUUGUUGAGCUCUCAUCUCCACCCUCAACCUUACUCUCUUACCUCUAUCCAACUGGCCUCACACCCCACUCUACCUUCACCCCAUCCUCUCAACUACCUCCUCCUCCCCCACUCUACCUUCACCCCAUCCUCUCACUAACCUCCUCCUCCUCCCCCACUCUAAACCUUCACACCCAUCCCUCAACUACCUCCAAAUACCAAAUACCUCACCCCACUCUACCUUCACCCCAUCCUCUCAACCUACAUCCUCACCCCCCAACCUAACCCAUACUUCAACUACCCUACCCCCACUACCUCACCACAUCCUCUCAACUACCUCCUCACCCCCACUCCACCUCACCCACAUCCUCUCAACUACCUCCCCUCCUCCCCCCCACUUCAACCCUUCACCCCAAUCCUCUCAACUACCUCCUCACCCCCACUCUACCUUCACCCCACCCUGUUACCAUCACACCUCCACCCCACCCUAUUACCAUCACACCACCACCCUGUUACCAUCACACCUCCACCCCACCCUGUUACCAUCACACCUCCACCCUGUUACCAUCACACCUCCACCCCACCCUGUUACCAUCACACCUCCACCCUGUUACCAUCACACCUCCACCCUGUUACCAUCACACCUCCACCCUGUUACCAUCACACCUCCACCCCACCCUGUUACCAUUACACCUCCACUCCACCAUUGCCCCCACUCUCUCACCGUGCUACUAAGACAGCGUCCACACAGGGUGCUCCUGAACUCUCCAAAGGUCUGCUUGGCGGCGCUGGUGGUGUAGAAUCCCUCCGCCAGCAGUACGAUGCAGUAGAGGAAGAAGAAUGACGCCAAGCCAUAGAUAACAUACUGGAAGUACUGGAUACUAUAGAGAAAGAGGAGAGGAGGAGGAGGAGGGGAAGAGGAGGAGAGGCAGGAGGAGGGAGAGGAAGAGGAGGAAGAGGAGAGGCAGGAGGAGGAGGGAGAGGAAGAGGAGAGGCAGGAAGAGGAGGAAGAGGAUAAGGAGAGGCAGGAGGAGAAGGGGCAGGAGAAGUGGAGGGAGGGGGAAGUAUUAGGACACAUCACUACAGUAGGUCUAUUACAUUUACAUCAUUUAGCAGACGCUCUUAUCUAGAGCCACUUACAAAUUGGUGCAUUCAACUUAUGUCUAUGAGGUCUACCAUUAACAUGAUUGGUCUACCGUUAACAUGAGGUCUACCAUUAACAUGAGGUCUACCGUUAACAUGAGGUCUACCGUUAACAUGAGGUCUACCAUUAACAUGAGGUCUACCAUUAACAUGAGGUCUACCAUUAACAUGAGGUCUACCAUUAACAUGAGGUCUACCGUUAACAUGAGGUCUACCAUUAACAUGAGGUCUACCGUUAACAUGAGGUCUACCGUUAACAUGAGGUCUACCGUUAACAUGAGGUCUACCAUUAACAUGAGGUCUACCAUUAACAUGAGGUCUACCGUUAACAUGAGGUCUACCGUUAACAUGAGGUCUACCAUUAACAUGAGGUCUACCGUUAACAUGAGGUCUACCGUUUAGCUCAAUAUACUUAUACAGUAGUCUUAGAGGACAUCUAAACCAGAGGUGGCCAAUCCUGGUCCUGGAUCGCCAAAACAAUUGAGGUUUUUGUUCCAGCCCAGCUUUAACAAAGCCUUCUAAGUCUUGGCCACCACUUUUCUAAUCAGUUGCAGGUAUUCCUAGGGGGUAGGUUUGGGAUAAAGCAAUAGCCUUUGAGCCACUCACAGGUAGGCCAGGGUAAUGUAGUCCUGUAGGUUACGGGCGAAGUAUGUCUCGAUGAGUCUCUCCGUCUCAGUGAGGGCCUGGUGACCACAGCCACAGAACAGAGCUAUCCCUGAGAAACACAGCAGAGUGGCCACCAGGGAGCAAUAG